Messenger RNA from Trypanosoma grayi, 5202 nucleotides. Its product is annotated as putative adenosine monophosphate deaminase. The coding region runs from base 1 to 5202 and encodes 1733 amino acids. Lineage: Eukaryota; Euglenozoa; Kinetoplastea; Trypanosomatida; Trypanosomatidae. Gene Ontology annotation, biological process: AMP metabolic process; IMP salvage. Gene Ontology annotation, molecular function: AMP deaminase activity. The transcript has a single exon. Gene Ontology annotation, cellular component: cytosol. The record is from RefSeq and is a predicted model, not a curated record.
AUGGAGCGGCGACACGUAAGUCUUGUCGAGGACUCUGAUGCAGCACUGUCGCCGUCGAUGCGAGACGAAGAGCCGCACCCUCGUGACUCGCCACACACACCGGUUGUCGAGGGAAGCGGAAGCGGCGCUGGCGGUGGAGCGGCCCAAGUAGCGGUGUGCGACGCCACCACCACGAACUUCAGGGCCGGCAGCAGUCGCCUCCCUAACACGCAGCGCGAGCGUGCAGGCAGCGGGCUGGUGCAGAUGGUACCGCCAGCCAGCAGUGGGGCGACGGCGCUGUCGUCAAGCGCCCACCGGCGACGCUCAAUGCGGCGCAGAGGGUCGUUGGUGAAUACCACGCGUUACACAUCGCCGAAGCACAAUGUGUACGCUGUACAGCUCGAGGGUGAUACGGGUGGCAUUGAGGUGCAGGCGGCCAGCCAGUACCUCCUCGGUGCCGUGCGGAUGCGUGAAAAGUACAAGGCGGUUGACAAGGGGCAGCACGAAGGGACGGAGCGGCUCAUACCGCCGGUGGUGCUCUCCUUCGAGUCUGGUGUCAUUCAGUUCAGUGACCAGCGCACACGUAUCGUGCCAUGGGAGCAGUUCUACGAUGACGUCACCGCGUUGUAUGUGGCGCUGCAGCACCCCAUCUGCUGCGGCGCAACCUCGCACAGGCUGCAGGUGCUGGAGGAGAAGUACAACUUGUACAAGUUGUGUAACAAUGAGAUUGAGAACUCCGAUCGCUAUCGCCGGAAUGGUGGUGUCUUUGCCGACUGCACCAAGGUCGACAAUGGUGUCUAUCUCGCAUCCAUCAUGAAUGCGCAGUGGCUGCUGGAGUACAUCCAAGAUACGCUCGAGCACGAGGGGGAAGAGGUGGUACGCCUUGCCAGCGACAACAAUGAGCCGCAGAAGUUGCAAGCUGCCUGUGAGCAGAUGGACUUUGCCGACCCAACUCAGCUCACUGUGGACGGUCUCGGCUUGCUUCCACCCAAUGAAAAGCGAUUGUACCGCUACGACGUGCUCGACACUGAGCUGAACCGAGCUGGUCGAAACAGUGCAGAGUUGCUGCGCCUCUUCCUUACACCCGACACGUUGAACAAGGGGCGGUACUUUGCUGAUGCUGUACGGCCCAUUCUGGAGCUCAACGACCUGCGGCAGCGCAGUAUCCAAGCAACGGAGAGCAUCAUUGAGAUGUGCGGCCUUACCUCUGACGACUGGGAAAAGAUGGCGCACUGGAUCCACGAGCACGGCCUUGCAGAGCAGCGGCACAAUCAAUGGCUCAUCGCGCUGCCGCGACGGCAGAUACGCAAGGAGACGACAAAGGACACCUUUGAGCACCACCAGCAGCACCUCGAAAACAUAUUCCUGCCGCUCUUCAUGGCAACGCUGGCGCCCGAAGACCCGAAGAACACGCAGCUGGCAUCCUUCCUUGCAUGCGUCGGUGGAUUCGUGAUUGUGUCCGAUGAGGAGGAGCGUGAAAGUGACUUUCAGCGCAAGCUGCGGCGCCCGGCGGAGGUGCCGUGGUCAGAGAACAUGUGUGACUUGUACUUCGCCUACAACAUAUGGGCAAACCUCUGCUCCCUCAAUGCGUUCCGGCGACGCAAGGGGCUCAACACACUGCAGCUGCGCGCCAUUGCUGGAGGUCGUAGCAGCCAAUUGGAUGUCCUGGUCUACUCCUAUCUACUCUGUGACAGCGUCGCUAACGCCGUCGUCCUCGAGCAUCAACCAGUGCUACAAUAUUUAUACGGCAUUCAGCGAAUUGGCGUGACAAUGUCGCCUCUUAGCAACAAUGGCCUGGGUCUCCGCUACAUGCAGAACCCUUUUCCUGUCUUCUUUCGCCGUGGACUGAAUGUCUCGUUGAGUACUGAUCGGCCUUUGCUAUUUCACCACUCCAAGGAGCCAAUUAUUGAGGAGUACGGCACGGCGAGUAAGCUUUACCAGCUUUCUAGCAUUGACGUCUGUGAGAUUGCGUUGAACUCCGUGACAAUGUCGUCCUUUCCAGUAGACACAAAGGCGGCAUGGUUAGGUGAGGCCUUCCUGCAGGAAGGUAUAAAGGGGAACGUGUUCGAGAUCAGCAAAGUGCCAACAGCGCGUCUGGAGUUGCGGCAGGAUAUGUGGCAGACUGAGCUGCAGAUCAUCUUCGAGGCAGCGCGGCAGCAUGUGCUGGGGGAGGAACGUGGUUGUGUGAACAGUUCAACUCCUGUUUCUCUUGCUGCUACUAUUAAUACUGCUUUAUCUACUACCCCUACUACUCCCGGUGUUGGUGCCACCCCCAUCGCCAAUGUUUUUGGCGGCACUGACGGAUGCGGUGUUGGCUCCGUGCCAGCUGUUACAGUCGUGCCCUCGAGUCAAGUGCCCUUCAUUGUGCUGGAUCCCCACAUUGACUUCCCACGGGUAGUCUUCGUUGGGCCGUUCGAACGCGAUCCCUCACAUACGAUGGUGGCGCAGUUGCUGCACCGCGCGCUGGAGCUGCGGUCGCAAUAUGUCCGCCAGAACCGUGCGGGUGACGCUGGCUCUGGUAAGGAAAUACUGAACGCCAACGAGAUUGAAAACGCCUUUCGCCGUGACGACGCCUUUGACGAAGAUGAAUGGAUGUUUAAAACUGUUGAGGGUGUUCUUGUACCGCACGAGGUGCACCAGAUCCCGCGGCUCCCAAAGGAUAUGUUCCACUAUGACGAUUUCCGAUCGCACGUGCAGGAGCUGCGUAUGAUUCUGGAAAACAUUCAUGUGCGCAACUUUUCGACGAGGCGACUGGAACUUCUGGAGCAUAAAUUCAUGCUUCACCUCGCCGUUAACCGCAGCCUCGAGGCAGGCACAACGGCAAAGAAAGCUUCACAAAAUCGUGACUUCUACCAAGCGACAAAGGUGGACAACAAUGUUCGCAUGGAAACUGGCAUGACAGCACGGCACCUUCUGAACUUCAUUGUGUCAAAGGCGAACAACAAUGGCGACGAUAUUGUGGCGCAUCAAAAGGGAAAGGAGCCGCAGACGCUGCGGCAGUUACUGCAGGAGUUGCAGAUUUCCCCCAACACACUCACCGUUGACGACCUUAGCGUACAAGUGGACGCGACACUCGGGGUGGCGAGUGCGCAGUACACACCGGAGGGCCGCGACGAACUGCUCACGCUGUUGCUCAAGACGGACAAUCAAAUGAAGGGGCGCUACUUUGCUGAGCUGACCAAGCUGACGUUUGAGAACUUCAAGCACGACCGCUUCACCUUUACAGAAAACCGCCUACCAAUUUACGGCGCAAGUGACAAGGAGUGGGGACUACUCUCCGAUUGGUUCGACACACACGGCAUGGCAUCCUUCCACAACCAGUGGAUGGUGCAGGUCCCGCGCAUCUACAGCUACUUGCGCAAACGCGGCAAGAUUCAAAGCUUCGCCGAGUACCUGGAAAACAUAUUCAAGCCGCUGUGGGCCGUCUCCUUGCACCCAAGCAAAGACCCGCGCCUGUUCCACUUCGUCAAUCACAUCUCUGGCUUUGACUGCGUCGAGGAUGAGCGCCGUCCCGACACACCACUCAAUAUGGCAACGAAAGCACCACACGAGUGGACCAGCGAGGAGGAGCCUCCGUUCAACUACUACAUGUACCACAUGUGGGCGAACAUCUACUCGCUCAACGAGUUCAGGCGGCGGCGCAACUUUUCAACCUUUACGUUCCGCCCGAGCUGCGGCGAGACCGGGGCAGUCGACCACCUUAUCGGUGGCUUCCUCCUCGCUAAUGCGAUCAACUAUGGUGUCACGCUUGCUGACGACGCGCCGCUGCAGUAUCUCUUCUACCUUGCGCGUAUCGGGGUGACGGUGAGCCCACUGAGUAACAACACCAAAGUACUUGGCUAUCUCGACAAUCCGUUCCCGCACUUCUUCCGCCGCGGUCUGAUGGUCUCGCUGAGCACCGACAGCCCACUUAUGUUCCAUCACACGCAGGAGCCGCUCCUGGAGGAGUACUCCAUCGCCUCCAAGGUGUGGAAGCUCGGGCCGAAUGACAUGUGCGAAAUUGCUCGUAACAGCGUGCUGCUCUCCGGAUUUGACGCUGCCUUCAAAAGGGAGCGCCUCGGGGAUCUUUAUUUUCUCUCGAGCAGUAGAAGCAAUGACGCAUCUCGUACACACCUCUCCGACAUCCGUGUUGCGUACCGCUUCGACACGUACCACACGGAGGUCGCCCUGCUGGAGCAUAUAUCCGGCCUCAACUUCCCAAAAGCUUUACUCUCACUGAUGGAGGAGAAUGCGCGUGAGGCAGAAUUCCUAGAGGCUGUAAAAAACAAAAAAGAGGUCCCACUAGGAGGCAUCAUCGAUUCGAAGCCAGAGGAGGCGGAUAUCGACAAGCUGAUGCAGCAUCGCACGCUCAUGCAGCGGCAACUGGAGGAACUUACCAAGACUCUCACGGAGCUGCAGCGGCAGAACAAACAGUUGACAGAGAAACUCGCGGAUGAACGCACACGCGACCAACAGGCGCAGCAGCUGAGGCGCCGUGACAUCGAAGAGCGAUGGGAGCAGAUUCUGGAAGCAGAUGGCAACCGGUUGGAAAUGGGAGCUGCGGGUGAAGAGACAUCUUCAGGGCGUUUCUUCGGUUCGGCGGUCACGUCAGCAGUGGGGGUCGCUCCUGCAGCAGCGGGAACAACCACAACAGGAGAAGAGGUGGUCCUCGAGAGUGGUGUGGAGGAGGCGAGCAGGUCGAUGCUGCUGCAGCAGCAGCAAGAAGGCUACGUUGGCCGGCCGGCUUCCAUCCCGUUUGGUGCUCUUAACGCCAUGGGCGCGACCAGCAGUAGCAACAAUGCCGCGACUGCCACUAAUACCACCGCUGGCACCAGCAAUAAUUCCGGAAGCAUCGCAGCUGCUACCGCGGCGCUGGUCAAAUUCUCAGAGAGUAUGUGGAGAGAUAGCAUCGGCAGCGGCGGUAGGAACAGCUUCUCUCGUCCUGACCCCAAACCGACUCCAGCGGCAAACAGCAUCCCGAUGCUCCCGCCAAUUGUGGCCGGCUUAUCCGUCGCAUGCGAGCGUAGUGUGGCAUCGGAGAAGCAUUGGCCAGCCACGCAACGACCGCCGACGCCGCCGCGCCGCAGCUCGCGAGAAGUCGCACUGCAUCCGCCCACGUCGCUGUGGACGGAACAGCUGCAGGCGGUGACGCAGGAAGCGAGCGCCGCGCUGCGACACACCGGGCUGCAGCCGUCGGCAUCCCAAAAUGCGAUCGAGGGGCGUCGUAGCGAUGCAUCAAGGUGA